Dermacentor andersoni is the source of this 2794-nucleotide messenger RNA. It is a transcript of the gene CrebB, whose product is annotated as Cyclic-AMP response element binding protein B. Gene Ontology annotation, biological process: regulation of transcription by RNA polymerase II. Lineage: Eukaryota; Metazoa; Arthropoda; Arachnida; Ixodida; Ixodidae. Gene Ontology annotation, cellular component: nucleus; transcription regulator complex. Gene Ontology annotation, molecular function: DNA-binding transcription factor activity, RNA polymerase II-specific; RNA polymerase II cis-regulatory region sequence-specific DNA binding; protein binding. The record is from RefSeq and is a predicted model, not a curated record.
UGUUGAGGGUGCCAUAAAUUGUGCUGUCCUGAUGGUGUGCCCAUACAGAUGCUUUCCUUUUCCAUUAUGUUCAUCCAGGUAUUGGUUUUGAAGAAAGUGCGAAUUUUGUGUGCACAGACUGGUGGUGUUUCCCACUUUUCUCUAAAAGGGUAGCUCCAAUGAAACUAUAAACAGCAAUAAAAUAAAUAACAUAGAUUAACUUGGCAAUAUGUGGCAUACAGGGGUCGGAAAAUAAUUUAAAUAAUAUUUAAGCUGUUUUGGGGGGCCAAACUAAAGUUGCAACCCCCCUCCCACUUCCCCAAAAUGUUGCUGUGCUUCCUGCAGCAUGUCUUCGGCUAAUGCCAAAGACAUUGAAUAUCAAGGAGCAUGUGCUUAGUGUGCACUAGUAUGGCCAAAAUUUCUGGUGUUUGCUGUAGUAGAGGGGUUUGGCUGGCUUUUCUGUUCACUUCCAAUCGCUCUUUCUUUUUGUGGACGAAAGUACACGAGUUUAGUUGGAACUGACUCUUGCACUUAAUUGCAGAGCUGCUUACUGUGCUGGGCUUCUGCAAUGUAAUUUAGUGGAUCUAGGAAUUAGUUGUACUGUGGCAGUGUUCUGUGUUGUGGCGUCGUCAGGUGUGCCUGGUGUCCUUGCACAGCUUGCUGCACUGCCCUGUGGCUGCCGCUACUCUCGAAGGUUCAGCAGGCAUUCUGAGUGGGGCUCGGUCAUGGGAGCGGUUUGCCGGGGGUGGUUGGUGGUGUGUGCCCGCUGUGGCUGCCGGGUGGCGUGUGCUGUGUUGUCGUGGCUGGCCAGCGCUGACCCCGCUUGCAUGGCGUAGAUGGAAGUGCUGAUGGAAGAAGGAGCGACCGUGGUGACCAGCAGCGCGCCCGUCUCGCGUGCCAGCAGCACGACCACGGCAGCACGCUCCAGCCCGGCUCCCAGUGCGGUAGUGGUCACCUCUGCCCAGGGGCGCACCAACGGCACUGUGGUGUUUGCCUCACCGGCACAGGUCAAGCAGCUCAACGUGGUUCCAUCAGCCACAACACAGGCACUGGCAGUGCAACAGCCAGGUGGAGGUGUGUCGAUAGUGCACGUGUCUAUCCCCAACCAGCCCAUGCACGUUCAGUCAGUGAUACAGCCCAACCAGCAGUCGGUGAUCCAGGCCGCUGGAGGGGCAGCUGCCCUGCAGACAGUAAGUGGACUUGGUUUGGGCAAGAAUGUCAUUUUGGUAAAUAAGGGCUCAGUGAUCCACAGUGCCGACGGUGAUGCUGGCGUCCACCCUGUCCAGUUGAUUCCAGCGAGCAAGUUGGAUGCCUCAGGGGAGGCAGCUGUGCUCACAGCGGAAGACGAUUCCAAGAAGCGGCGAGAAAUACUGGCACGGAGGCCCUCGUACCGCAAGAUCCUAAACGAGCUAUCGUCCACCGAGGCACAGGGUGCGGUAGCGUCACUCGCGGCUGAUUCUAAAGACGAGGACGACGACCCUGACACCAUCACAGUGGCUGGCACUCAGUACCACACUGCAGCUGGACUGCUGAAAGUGGUCCCAGCUUCAGCCAUACAGCUGGCGACUGUGACUCAAGAGGGUGGCCUGCAGGGUCUCCAGACACUUACCAUGACCAACGCUGGCUCCGGUACAGCUGCUGGCACCAUCGUCCAGUAUGCCCAAGGACAAGAUGGACAGUUCUUUGUGCCAGUGACAGUGUCCGCGGCUGACCUGCAAGCGUACCAGAUCCGAACGACGGGCAGUGGUGGCUCGUCACAGGCACUGGCGCAAAGUGUGGUCAUGGCACCUGCGGCCAGUCUGCAGACCCAGCAGUCACUCGCUGAGGAAGCGUCCCGCAAGCGGGAGCUGCGCCUACUCAAGAACAGGGAUGCUGCGAAGGAGUGCCGACGAAAGAAGAAGGAAUACAUUAAGUGCCUGGAAAACAGGGUUGCCGUCCUCGAAAACCAAAACAAGGCGCUCAUCGACGAACUCAAAUCGCUCAAGGAGCUGUAUUGUCAAAAGAACGAAUGAGCCACAUUUCAUCGGGACAUUGCCACUUCCAAUCUUCAGGCCAUCGUGUACACAGUCAUGGGACAGAUUGCCAUGAAGUGCAUGCAGACGCGAAGUGUUGCAUGGUGCAGUUGCUCUGUGUACCAGGACCAGUUCAUCACAAGGGUCGUUAAUUGUUUUGCCCUGACAAAUUGGUGCACAGGGCCUGCUGGAGUUACCAUUAUUCUCAUCUCUUUUUCGAGCAUUCAGUUUCCCCUGCAGCUCUGUGGAGUUGCACCCAUCUCAUUAUCACUACGUUGACUGUACAUAGUAUCAUGUAUCUGCUCAUGUCUCUAUCUUCGAGCAAGGAGUGAAAAGUGCAGAUAAAGCAUCACAGCCCAUCUUUAUUUUCGCAUCUGCUGCUGCGGUUUCAUCAUCAAAUGCUGUAGAAAAGUGUUACCUGUGGGUGUUGUCUCAUUAUUGUGUGUACUACAUGGUGACAGCAUCUGCGAUUGUACAUAUGUGAAUUCUUGUCACCUUUCCCAUCCCCCAAUUUUUUUUUCAUUAUAAAUAUAUUAUAGUUAAAUGAUAGCCUAUGCUGACGUGGUUCAGCCAAGGCCCUUUUUUUUUCUUUUGUUUGUGCUAUGUCAGCACAUUCUUAAAUAUUUUGUUACGUUAUGUAAAAAUUGCAUUUUUAAGAAGUCCGCACAUUGUUCGGUUUGUGUGCCCUAAAAUUAUUGCUGCGGGACACACAUUUGCUUUCUGUUAAAGAGAUCUCAGUUGUUGAGCUGUGCCUUGAGCUAUUUUGUAACCCAGCAAAAAAUAAAAAGGGUUCAAGACAAGAA